AUGCCUCGUCCCGGUAAGGAUUCAUAUGAUGAGCAAAAACCACCGUACUCGUACAUCUGGUUGACUUACAUGGCAAUCCAGAACUCUGAUGAGAAAAUGCUACCUUUAACGGAUAUCUAUAAGUUCAUUAUGGAUAAAUUUCCAUUUUACCGUAAGAAUACACAAAGAUGGCAGAACUCUCUACGUCAUAACUUAUCGUUUAAUGAUUGUUUCAUCAAAAUCCCGAGAAGACCAGACAGACCCGGAAAGGGAUCGUAUUGGGCUGUUCACCCGAAUGCAUUGGGAAUGUUUGAAAAUGGAAGUUGUCUAAGAAGAAGAAAACGAUUUAAGUUUCAGGUUCGGGAAGAGGUUUCUGAUGAUGAUUUGCCCUCAUCAAAGCUACCGUUUUUCCCAUCACUCUCCUGGUUGGCCACAGCGACAUCAUCAGCCUCAGCUUCUUUUGCCAAUUUACCUACAAUAACAUCAACAUCAACAUCAAGCCCUCCACCCGCUUUAACCUCCUCUUCUAAUAGUCCAAUGGCUGCUUCUACAGCCGAUCAACUCUCAUUCUUCAAUCCUUUCAUGCUAAUUGUUCCACAGUUGUUGAACGCUUGUGGAGCAUCCCUUGAUUUAACAAAUCUUGACUUAAAACUUUCGCCCUCACCUACUCCCCCAAACAGCCACGGAAACUCAUUUUCCAUCGAUGCUCUGUUGAAUACAUGA
Messenger RNA from Auanema sp. JU1783, 702 nucleotides. The record is from the annotation of a GenBank genome assembly. Lineage: Eukaryota; Metazoa; Nematoda; Chromadorea; Rhabditida; Rhabditidae.